Molecule: messenger RNA, 2787 nt
Organism: Populus nigra (black poplar)
Lineage: Eukaryota; Viridiplantae; Streptophyta; Magnoliopsida; Malpighiales; Salicaceae
Product: formin-like protein 4
Exons: 2
Coding region: 2-2359 (785 amino acids)
Biological process (GO): actin nucleation; actin cytoskeleton organization
Molecular function (GO): actin filament binding
Source: RefSeq, a predicted model, not a curated record
AAUGAUGGUCCAGUCGCGGUUCCAUCCAUGUCUCAUUUUCUUACUGUUUUUCUCCCCUCCCCUUUCUCAUUCUUAUUGUAAACAAAACUCCUCACAGAAGACAGAAAUUUCUCCUGCAUUUGAUUCUUCACCUGCAAGUUCAAUGAUAAGAUCUGCAAGUUAUGAAGCAGUCUCUCCCGAUCAUGAUAGGGAAAUGCUGAUGCCUCAACUCUUGGGACCUCCUGCCCGGAAACAGGCAAUGGAGGAGUCCUCAUCGUCAAAUGGAAAAGUUGUGGCAGCCAUUGUUGUCACAGCUGCAAUCACUCUGGCCAUUGCUGUGAUCUUCUUCUUUAUCUACUUGAAAUUUACCAAAAAGAGGGAAAAAGUUAUGGCAACUAGUGACGAGCUCAAAAAAGUUAGCAGAAAAGUGAAAAAGUUUGCCUUCGAUGAAAAUGGGCAGGAUUUGCUUUAUGUAAAAAGUUUUGACAGGAAACCCAAAAACACUUUCUCAAAGGUUACGCUGAACCCUAGCUAUGAAGAAGAAGGGGAGGAAAAGAGGGUGGAUGUGAUAGUAGAGCAAUUAAAAAAGUAUGAGCCACAGGAAGUUUUGCUUUCAUCUUAUGGAAUUGGUCAUGGGAAAGUAACAGAACCAGUUUUGCGAAAUGGAGAACCUACAGCAUUAGUUUCAGAAAUGGAAAGUCCAAAACUACCUCCUCUACCAUCCCCUCCAAGAAAGAAAAUCCCACCACCACCGCCGCCGCCGCCACCACCUCCUCCUCCAGCUCCGCCUACAUCAACAAAACCACCACUUAAAACAAAGAAAAAUCCUGCAUCACCACCCCCACCAACUAAAAUAGGCGGUUUAAUCUCAUUACAGAAACCUCCACCAGUUCCAAGAGGGAAAUUAAAUAGCAAGAGCAGGGAAUGGGCUCCAACAGAGGGAAGCUUGAGAGGGACUAGCAGUGGGCAUACAAAACUAAAGCCACUGCACUGGGAUAAAGUAACAGCCGAUGUUGAUCAUUCAGUGGUUUGGGAUGAGAUUAAUAAUGGCUCUCUCAGAUUUGAUGACGACCUAAUAGAAACAUUGUUUGGAUAUACAACUGCCAAUAACAAAAUCCUUCUCAGAAAUGAAGUUCCAUCAAGUAGAAGCAGCUCCAACCCUACCCCAGCUACUCAAGUUUUCAUCCUUGAACCAAGGAAGUCUCAAAACACGGCAAUUGUACUAAAAUCUUUAGCAAUUUCUCGCAAAGAAAUUCUUGAUGCUCUUCUCGAGGGUCAUGGACUUAAUACAGAUGUCCUCGAAAAGCUUACCAGAAUUUCCCCGACUCAAGAAGAAGCAGUCAAAAUCACCCAAUACAGGGGCAACCCAUCUAAACUUGCAGAUGCUGAAUCUUUCCUUCACCAUAUCCUGAAGGCUCUUCCUUCGGCAUUCAUCCGUAUCAAUGCAAUGCUUUUCAGAUCAAAUUAUGAUUCAGAAAUUCUUCAUCUAAAGGAGUCCUUACAAACACUUGAAUCGGGGUGCAAAGAGCUACGAACCCGUGGCCUCUUCUUAAAACUUCUUGAAGCCAUUCUCAAGGCUGGCAACAGGAUGAAUGCUGGAACAUCCAGAGGCAACGCACAAGGUUUCAACCUUACUGCUCUUAGAAAGCUUUCCGAUGUUACAAGCACAGAUGGGAAGACUACUCUACUUCACUUUGUUGUAGAACAAGUAGUUCGAUCAGAAGGUAGACGUCGUGUACUUAAUCGGAACCAUAGUAUGGAAAGAAGUGACAGUCAAAGAAGGAUAAACAGUGAUUUGAAUUCAGACACAUUGACAGAAGAGAGAAACAAAGAGUACCUGUUGUUGGGACUACCAGCAUUGAGGGACAUGAUUGCUGAAUUCUCCAACGUUAAAAGAGCAGCCGCAAUAGAAUUUGACAGUUUCGUCAACACAUGCUCCUCUCUCACAGCUCGUGUCACAGAAACUCAGCAACUCGUGGUAAACUUUGGCAAUAGUGAGGCUGGUGGGUUUUUGAUGCAAAUGAAAGGAUUCUUGGAGGAUUGCGAAGAGGAGCUUAAGGUGGUCAGAGAUGAGCAAAAAAGGAUUAUGGAGGUUGUUAAGAGAACAACAGAGUAUUACCAAGCAGGAGCAUCAAAACAGAAAGAAGCAAAUCUGCUUCAACUGUUUGUUAUAGUGAAAGAUUUUCUUGACAUGGUUGAUCGAGUCAGGGUAGACAUGUCCCAGAAGGUGCAGAAGAAAAAUGUGGCAGCAAGAGCAGGAUCAUCAUCACCACCUUCACCUCCAUCAAGUAAUCCAGUGAGAUUUCCAGACUUCCGUUUACAUCCUAUGUCAGAUAUGUCAAGGGCAACAUCUUGGAGUGAAUCAGAUGAUGGUUUCUGAACAACAGGAUUUGUUCACAUCUGAACAUUACAUUCAGUUAAAUCAAGGAGUUGGCUCCCACGGAAACAGAAGUACAAAAACAUGAUAUUCACCAAGCUUUUACUGCAUAGGUACAUCUGUCUGAGACUGAAAGGGUUACUCUGCCGGGGAGAGAAAGAAAAAGAAGAAAAACGAUCAACACAACGCGAAAAUCUUAGCCCCGUGAGACAAGAAACCGAGAGAAAAGGCCAGAUGGACAGGAGAGCAAACAAUAAAAACCUCCGAACGUGGCAUUUGCUGACCUAUAAACGCAAAUAGGCACAAAAAUAUAUUUCUUAGUAAUUGUUCUUCAAAUUUCCAGCUCAACUACGUUCUUCUAAACUUUGUGUGCUCUGUGUUGAUUAUGAGCAUAUAAAUGGUCGUGUUACCUAAAGCAAUUUUCUUGCAAA